This is a messenger RNA of Caenorhabditis elegans, 1679 nucleotides long. It is a transcript of the gene fum-1, whose product is annotated as putative fumarate hydratase, mitochondrial. Gene Ontology annotation, cellular component: mitochondrial matrix; cytoplasm. Bases 1 to 1506 code for a protein of 501 amino acids. Gene Ontology annotation, molecular function: lyase activity; catalytic activity; fumarate hydratase activity. The transcript has 4 exons. The record is from RefSeq and is marked reviewed. Lineage: Eukaryota; Metazoa; Nematoda; Chromadorea; Rhabditida; Rhabditidae. Gene Ontology annotation, biological process: tricarboxylic acid cycle; fumarate metabolic process.
AUGUCUGCAGUCUCUAUGUUACAGGGAGAAAUGCUUGCUCGUGGAGGCGCCGUCAUUGCCCGCGGAGCGUCUCUUGCCACUGCCCGCAAUUUUUCGCGCACCACUGUUCCAAUGGCUAAGAUUCGUAAGGAACGAGAUACUUUCGGAGAGCUCGAGGUUCCAGCCGACAAAUACUAUGGAGCCCAGACCGCCCGUUCCCAGAUGAACUUCAAGAUUGGAGGACCAGAAGAGCGUAUGCCAAUCCCAGUUAUCCACGCUUUCGGAAUCUUGAAGAAGGCCGCCGCCCUUGUCAACACCGAGUUCGGAUUAGACAAAAAACUGGCUGACGCGAUUUCCCAAGCUGCUGAUGAGGUUGUUGACGGCAAGCUCGACGAGCACUUCCCACUUGUUACAUGGCAGACUGGUUCAGGAACUCAGUCCAACAUGAAUGUCAAUGAGGUUAUCUCGAAUCGUGCUAUCGAGAUCCUCGGAGGAGAGCUCGGAUCGAAGAAGCCAGUUCAUCCAAAUGAUCAUGUGAAUAUGUCCCAAUCAUCAAAUGACACAUUCCCAACUGCUAUGCACAUUGCCGUCGGACGUGAAGUCAACUCUCGUCUUCUUCCAGCUCUCAAGAAGCUUCGCACUGCCCUUCACAACAAGGCUGAAGAGUUCAAAGAUAUCAUCAAGAUUGGACGUACUCACACCCAAGAUGCUGUUCCACUCACUCUUGGACAAGAGUUCUCAGCUUACGUCACACAGCUUGAUAACUCUAUUGCUCGUGUUGAAUCGACUCUUCCACGACUUUAUCAAUUGGCUGCCGGUGGAACCGCUGUUGGAACUGGACUCAACACGCGCAAGGGAUUCGCUGAGAAGGUUGCCGCCACUGUUUCUGAACUUACCGGAUUGCCAUUCGUUACCGCUCCAAACAAAUUUGAAGCCCUCGCCGCCCAUGAUGCUCUCGUUGAGGUUCACGGAGCCCUGAACACAGUCGCAGUUUCCUUCAUGAAGAUUGGAAACGAUAUCAGAUUUUUGGGAUCUGGACCAAGAUGCGGACUCGGAGAGUUAUCACUCCCAGAAAACGAACCAGGAAGCUCCAUCAUGCCAGGAAAGGUCAACCCAACUCAAUGUGAAGCCAUCACAAUGGUUGCCGCUCAAGUUAUGGGAAAUCAAGUUGCAGUCAGUGUAGGAGGAUCUAAUGGACAUUUCGAGUUGAAUGUUUUCAAGCCACUUAUCGUUCGUAAUGUUCUUCAAUCAACACGUCUUCUUGCUGACAGCGCUGUGAGCUUCACUGAUCAUUGUGUCGACGGAAUCGUUGCUAACAAAGACAAUAUUGCCAAGAUUAUGCGUGAAUCACUUAUGCUUGUCACUGCUCUCAACCCACACAUUGGCUACGACAACGCCGCCAAGAUUGCUAAGACUGCUCACAAGAACGGCACCACCCUUGUCCAGGAAGCCGUGAAGCUGGGAAUCCUUACCGAGGAGCAGUUCGCUCAAUGGGUCAAGCCAGAAAACAUGCUCGGACCUAAGUAAAGUGUUGAAGCAUCAAUAUUUAGUAGGCACAUCUUCGUUUAGUCAAUCAAUGUCCCCAAAUGUUCAGAAUCUCUUUGCCCAUCCCACACCCAACCCGAUUGAUUCGUUUGUAAUUAUUUUGUUUUAUUCAGUGUUUUUCCAUAGAUAAAACCGGAACAUUUUCUAAAUUUAAA